CCUGUGGGAUGUGCCGUGGGAUGGCACUCAAGGUGACCUGCUCCACAACCUUCCCCAGCACUCAGGUCAGACUGAAAGGCCUGUAGUUCCCCACAUCCUCUUUCCAGCCUUCUUUAGAUGCGUCACUGGGGAGCACAAGCCCUGUGAGCCCGGGGUGUAAACGAGCCCAUCCCAGAGCAAAGCCAGUGAGAAAGGCCCGACCUAAGGACAGGCUGAGCCAGCUGGGAGAAAGGUGGGCAAGGAGCAAAAGCAAUGGAAGGGGCAGCUCCUCACCAAGAGCACACCUCCAAAGCCAAAGCAAGCUGGCAGGGUUGUGAGGGAAUGGGGCCCCUCCUGACAACACACCCACAAACCACAGCACACGAGUAACAGGGGGUGACCUCACUGCUGACACUCCAGUUUUUCAGUGCCUUGGUCAUGUCUCCAAAAUGCCACAACACUCAAAUUCCAUGGAAAUGCUCCCAAAUCCCAACUCCUCAAAGCUGCCGCCAGCUGACAGGGCUGGGCCAAGGCUGUGCCGCCCCUGCGGGAGCAGCAUAAAAGCCGGCCCAGCGCCUCUCUCCCUGCCACGCUUCUCCUCAAGCCUUCUCCUGCCUUCUCUGCCCACAACCAGGGCCCCUCCACACCACACCCAUGGCCUGCUACGACCUCUGCCGCCCCUGCGGACCCACCCCGCUGGCCAACAGCUGCAACGAGCCCUGUGUCAGGCAGUGCCAGGACUCCACCGUCCUCAUCCAGCCCUCCCCCGUCCGCGUCACCUUCCCAGGGCCCAUCAUGACCUCCUUCCCCCAGAGCUCCUUCGUUGGAUCCACCGCAGGGGCUGCCCUGGGCACGGAGCUCAACGUCCAGGGACAGCCCAUCUCCGGCGGCUUUGGCUACGGAGGCUACGGCCUGGGCUAUGGCCGUGGCUUUGGCUACGGCCUGGGAGGCCUGGGCUGCUCUGGCCUGGCAGGCCUGGGCUGCUCCGGCACCUGCUGACCGUCCUUGCCAUCACAGCUGACACCCCCUGCACCUGCCCUUCUCACUCUUGCACCAAUAUCUCCUGCAAGCAAAGCACCUCGGCUGAUGGUCGCCCUACUUGCACCUCACACCUCGCCCAUCCCACUCCCUGCUCCUGUCUCUUCACUCCUUUGACUCAAUAAAAU
Pipra filicauda (Wire-tailed manakin) is the source of this 1145-nucleotide messenger RNA. RefSeq names its product feather keratin B-4-like. The coding region runs from base 634 to 978 and encodes 114 amino acids. The transcript has 2 exons. The record is from RefSeq and is a predicted model, not a curated record. Lineage: Eukaryota; Metazoa; Chordata; Aves; Passeriformes; Pipridae. Gene Ontology annotation, cellular component: intermediate filament. Gene Ontology annotation, molecular function: structural constituent of cytoskeleton.